Molecule: messenger RNA, 1916 nt
Organism: Orbicella faveolata
Lineage: Eukaryota; Metazoa; Cnidaria; Anthozoa; Scleractinia; Merulinidae
Source: RefSeq, a predicted model, not a curated record
AAAUCGUUUUCUAAGUCAUUUGUAAUUUCAUUUCAGGCGCCACUAAAGCUGAGAGUGGUAAUUGUUCGACUUUCACAAAUGCGUGCUGUUCUUUUCAUCACACCAAGAAUAGGGAAAUUGAUGAAUAUUUUAAAAAAUAAAUAAACAAAGUUUCUGUUUGUGACAAUGUUUAGAUUUCAGAUGUUUUCUUUGUUAAUGCUAAAAAGUUAAGUCGCAAAAUAUUCUGUGUUUCCGCCUGUUUCUCGACGGUACUUAUUUCCCUGCUACAGAUUAAAAUCCAAUUUCUUACAAUUUAUGUCUGCUUAAUAAGCAUGCAAACAGAGAGCCCCCUCGGCUUUUAUAAGUCAAGUCAAAGCUUUUUGGGGUUUUUGUUUUCAUCACAAUUAACGUAUAACCUCUACUAAGGUCGCUCUGAGCAACAAGAAUCGCAUUUGCAUAGCGGGAGUAAAGUCGAUACGAGUACGUACAGCUUCGACGCUUUUUCCAUGCUAACUUAGGUAAUUCAGUUAAGAUACCAGCCGCCCAAAGCGAGAGAAACGAAACAUCAGACGAAAUCAUGGCAACUGCUAAAGCGAUUCUUUGUGACUGGUUUAUGUUCAUGAUGUCUAUUCCGAGAACAGAGCCAAUGACCAAAGUACAAAAAUUCACCCAGUGGUCCUCAGUGCUAGCUUACUGUGUGGGAGGGGGUAGUUUACUCGUCUGUCCGCAGCUAUGGAGUAUCCUUCUGCAGUUGGACUUCCUGGGUCGUACUGAAGGCUACCUUCGCCUUAUUGGACUGGGCGUGGUCAUCAUUGGCUUCUUGUUCGUCGUCUCAGCACGCUCCAACCACCAGGACCCCAUACAUGCGACCAUUUUAGUGUCCAUCCUCUGGCGCUGUAUCGGCGUGAACGGAAUCCUACUAAUGCUGAUCCUUAGGGACAUGCUUCCGCUCUCAUUUGCUCUGGUUUUCAUGUGCCUUGACACGUCACUCUCUCUGAUCACCCUUGUAAUAUGGUGCCUUGAGACGGAAGGAGCCUCGAUGAACCUCUUUUUCCGAGAGAGUUUAUCACCAAUCUUGAAGUGCCGCGGUAUUACAUCAGGGGGAUCCAUCGCAGCCGUCUUUUUCGUCGGUUUGUUUGAGCUAUUUUUCUGGCUUGUGUUUGUUAUAAGGCCUGAUACUGCCCAGUAUCUCCUCCAACUCGAUGACUUCCAGGGACACUCCAUUGGGUUCUUGGCAGGCUUUUUUUUCACCUUGUCUAUUCAUGGAUGGUAUCUCCUGGCAAACGCCAACACUAUCAAUCAUCCAUAUGUUCCAGCUGCAGUGUUCUACCGUAUAGUGUUCGAUAUACCGGUGUUUAUCAUUCUGUAUUUGGUUGAUCAAAUUGAGCGCAAUCUUUGCCUCACUUUGUUCGGUUUUGAUGUGUGUUUUUCGAUAGUUAUUUUGAUAUUUGUGACUUUCUCCAAAAAGAAAGGCUCAACUAUAGCUACAGAGGGUGACCAACAGAAACUGCUUCCUCCUGACGAAAAAGAGAAGAGUUAAACUAUUGUUAAUAAAAUCAUUAAAUCAAUGGUUAUGAUAGUCUUUUCCCCGCCCUUUCAGGGGGGAGGAAUAUAGCACCCUUCUUCAGCGAGGCGUAGGAGGGCGGGGGGGGGGCGUUAAGCUCCCAUAUAGAUAUCACUGGGAUACUCGUUGGGCGUUUACAGAAAAAAAAAAAAUGUACAUUCGUUUAUUGAUGAGUGAUAUAACAUAGGUGGUGAAUCCAGGAAGAUGGCAGAAGGAACAAAGCGAGAAGAGGGGUCAAGGCUGGACUUGUGAUCGUAGAAUGGUUAUUUGUUUUCUUAGAAGGACUUUCGGACAUCAUAAAAAACUUAUAAUUCAAUAAGUAAAUGAUUUUUUAUGGUUAACAAAUUAAGAAAUAAAUGUAAGGUUUUGAUGA